AAAAAAAAAAACCACGAUAAACAAACUUUAAGGCUCCCGUCGCCAGCAGCGUUGACUAACUAUGGUCAAAUGUUACCAUACGCUUCUGUAGCGGAUGAAGCAUUUUCACCGUGCGAAAAUAUUGCGCGACCCUGUCCAAAGAAAAGUAUUACGGACAAUUUUCAAAAUAAAGUUUUCGAUCGUUGACUUUCAAGAGCACGGCAUAUCAGCACCGAGAUCCCGGGUGUUUGGAAGACCAUCUGAAAGUGUCGAUUAAUCAAUUACUGCCGUUAGUGAACAGCAAUGGCAGAAGUGGAUCAAAUGCAUUUCGCGUAGGGCGAAAGUUUCAUUUCAGACUAUUUUAAUGCAGUGGGAAGCACACCGACAGUGUUUCUAGGGGUAAAUACUAAAGAAUUUGAUGUGCGGACAAAUUAUAUUAUAAUAUAUGUAAAACUCUACGAAAACCAUUGUAUUUAUUCGCUGUACUUAAUUUAUAUAUUUUUUUUUUUCCCGAUUAUUCAGUUAUUCGGUCGUUUAAUUAUCACGUUUUAAUUAAACUCGCGAAUAAAUAAAUGGAAAACAAACGAAUUUACCAGCCAACAAUAGGAAUUCAGUACACAGACACAUCGUUGAUAUUAUCGUAUUGUUAUAACUCGCGUGCGCCCAGCCUUAUCGUGUUUGUCGACAUUAGAUAAAAUCAAAUCGAACUACGCAAUCUUGCCCGAUCGCACCAACACACAGUUACGCGCGCGGUCACGAUUCUAUUAUAACACAAAUUAUUUAUACGCGCGCGUGUAUUACAUGGGUAAAUUCGGUUCGUUUCGGUAAUACUGUUGUGAUCAUAAACAUUCUAUAGGAACGUAAUCUAAAUCGGUUUUAAAUACAAUACUGUAGGGCAGGUACUUCCCGGUUUUUAAUUUAAUUUCACUAUAGCCGUGUUUUCCCGUGUCCUCGUGUUUUAAUUCUCGUCUUCGUAGUAACAGUCGACGCGACUGUAGAAAAAAAAAGUCCAUUUAUUUUUUUUUUUUUUUUUUUUAUUCCGUAGCGUCGCAAUAAGACACCGUAAUAAUGUCGGACCGGUCCGAUUGUAGCCUAUUCCGUUUUAUUCGAGUUUAUUUCGGCUGGGGUGUAGCGGAUUUUUUUCCCACGUACACCACGAAUCCGACGCGGCCGAGGCGAGUGCCGUUUUAUCAAUGAGAAACGCUGGUAUAACGUUCGGUACGGACCGGAGAGCGGCUGUCAAAAAGAUAAACAUUUUCCCGCAUAAAUUUAUCGAACGUCCUGGAGAUUGGUUUAAUUGUUUGACAAUGGACGGGCGCGCUUAUUUUGAAUGAUGUAAUUCGCAUAUUUCACAUUUACGUUGAAAUCAAUAACUGUGCGGCACGACGACAAGGCGCGCGGUAAACAAACACGUUAGGUUAUUCGCGUCGCGGGGCCCGCGCGCAUUACGAUUUCAAACGACAAACGGCAAACCCUCGACAGAAACGGAAACACCGGCGAGUCUCACCGUCGGUUCUCGUCCGCACACGUCCGUGUCGACCGACGGUUCUCACCGUGACGACGAAACCCGUCGUGUUUCAUCGCGGCGUACGGGAAGCUCAAGACGGAGACACGGUUUCGCAUCCGGCCGUGGCGCGCCACCAUUUGAGCAAACGCCACGGGCGUACCCGGGCCGUUAAUCGCGUCACGUCCGCGGCGACAACCGCUCAAGCGGCCCUCGCACGACCGAACACUGUCGACAGCAGCGCGGACGCUGACAGCGUUUGGGCAUGUCGACACAGACAGUCGGUGUUUAAACACCGUCCCACACUCGGUAUUGAUUUGCGUCUGAUUGCGUCGGUGUCUCCGUUUAAUAAAUAUCCGUGUUUUGUUCAAACAAAAUAAUUAUAGUUUGAUGUGGAUGAACAGCAAACGAGAGUGUGUAGCAAUUGCGUCGGCCUUGUCCGUCCCAAACGGUACGCGAGUCUCGAGAAAACGGAAACGACGUGUACGAUAAAACGAUGGAUUUCCGAACGGAGGCGGCGCGCGCGUCUAAAUGUUAUAAAAUAAGUGCAACUUUCGGACCCAAAGGACUUUAAUAAUUAUUUCCGAACGAACAUUGGUCAUUAUAAUCAACUUUCGAGUAUGGCAGCACCGUUAAUCACGAAAAUGUGGACCAACACGAGAGAGAGCGUUUCACCGAAUCAACGACCGCGGCACAUCGCGUAGAUCCGGCCAACUGUUUGUACCGAGCACUAAAUUCGCGCAGUAUUUGCCCGUCUCGGGAUUCACUAGUGCACGUGUUUUGACUUUCGUCACCCACGGCUGCGAAAAACAUACCGCCGGCGCACCGUCGCCAGUAUAAUUAUCGGUGAAUAAAUACCGAACGCUCGAUGUCCAAUUUUUAUUUUCUAUCAGUCAUCGGUAUCGUUUUUUUCAUACCGACAAUACGUCGGUGCACAUACAUUGCGCGAUCAGUAAUACUGUCCGUAUCAAAAUUACCGUCAGUAACAUUGACCGUGCGAUGGCCGCCACGGUCACGAUAUCGCACCGCGGCCGUACCGGGCGACCGAGCCGAAUGCAAUGCGUCGCGACAAUCGCGUUCGCCGGUCCGCGCGGUCGAUUGUUGUCGCGCACGGGCCGCCGAAAGCUCCCUGCCCUGCCAUCCCACCCCCCCCCCCCCGCCGACCGUCGACGGCGCUCCGACCGCCAUUAAAAACCGCUCUCGUCAAACGGAAUGUAAUUGCAACCGCAGUGUGAACGUUGUCAGAAAAAUGUCAACAACGCCGUUGGAUACGCGCAAUCGCGCACGGACCUUGAUACCAUCGUGCACUACGCACGUCGGACUCGAGUUCAAUCGGGCGGCGGCGUCGCGUCGCCGAACGUGACGAUCACCACGUCGUCGAUUGCAUUGUCCGGCGCGCGUUAUCGCGGGAUUACGAAUAGCGAGACCCGCCGUACGCGUAAUAAUACGAAAACAAUUCGGCUCGGCGAGCGUCCGGCAUUCGUUAGCCAAGAGCGUUUUCUGUUUUCCCGUCGAUACCCGUCGCCCUUAUUUCGUGUCGGCCGAACCCGGCUGCCCGCUUUUGAUUGUCGAACGGAGGGGGUGGGGGGGGGCAGGGGGGCGACUUCCGUCGAGAAUUCCGCGAACAGACGCGAGCAUUGUUCCGAAGAAAAAAAAAAAAACAACAAACGUCAGCGUAAAAACGUGUUUGUUUCGGCUGCCGUCAUCGGCGUUUGUUUUCCCAGACGACCGCAGACCGAUCGGCCCACGCUACGUCGCAAACCGACGCGCGCCGACACCGCAGCACGGCACUGCGAGUUUAACGGCAAAGACGACGCGGAAGACGUUUCCCGGCGGCGGCGGCGGCAUCAGUACGCGCGGGCCCCCCGUGAUUUGUCGCAUGUGACACGCGGGUACCGUCCGAGGAGCGUGGCGGUGUUCGGGCGAAGACGAUAAGCGUUUGUCAACACACACGAACCGCGCGCAACACACACACAACGACGCGCAUGUUUAGAUAAAAACAUUAAACAAACAACGAGUCUCGUUCGAUUCGGUUUUACUGCUGACGACGGCGUUCAUUUGCACUCGACACGCCGAAUCGCAGUGCACGUCGCGGUCGUUCGCUACUACGCUACAAGCAUACGUCGGGGGUUUUUUCUCCUCAGUCUUUCCGUACCCGCGAACAUUCGCCGGUGUCGUCGUCGGCAAACGUAAUUGGAUCGGCGCCGUCGCCUAGCAGUAGCGGCCGCAGCAGCAGCAGCAACAACAGCCGCCCGCGGUAAGUGACUCGUCGCGUAAUAAACGGCGUCCGAAACGGGACCGCGCGACGUUCGUCCGGUGCGAAAUCCGCGCCGAGACGCCAAACCGGCGCGGCUCCGAUUAGCUAUCGGAAAACCCUCGGACCAAUCGCGCGUCGGCCGUGUGUUUCGUCUCGCGUGUCGAUCGAAACACGCCCGGCGCGUAAAUUGGUUCGACGGCUGAAAUCGCCAAUUCACAAUUGCCGCGUUCGGCGGCGGCGGCGGCGUACUUUCGUUUCACGCUCGCGGUGCCCCGUCCGCGGUACCAUUACCGCGAACGCGUUCAAAAGACCGGCACGUUCGCGUCGCGGCGCGCCUGCCGCUCGCGUUGUGUAAUUUAAUUCUGGGUUUUCCCGGUAGGAACUCCCGUCGGAUUCGAUUAUCCGUCGAUAACCGGCGUGCCCGCCUGAUCUGCCGACUUGUUGAAUGGUUUACCCCGGCCGACCAUUUAAUCCGGUAUUGGCGGCGACGACGUCUUGCGCGAAAAGAGAGAGAGAGAGUGAGUGAGAAAUAUGAAAAACCCGUCCGUCGGAAUCGUUCGCACCGGUCUCCGCCGCAAUUGAUUGUUUUCCUUUUCAAUCGCCACUACCGCCCGUACGCGUUUCGUGCGCGCGACCGAAAUACGCCGUUGGGCGGGCACGGUGUUGCGGAACGUUCGCGUCGUCAUUAUUGUCGUAGCGACCGUUUUAAUCGUUCCCCGUUGUCAUUCGUUACCGCGUGUUUACGACGUUAAAUAAUUUAAUUACCCGACGAAUUGUUUUACGAUUUAUCCGUUUUUUGUUCAAACGCGCAUUUUAUCUGUUCCAGGAAACGCGUCCGGACAAAAUGCCCAAGAACAACAGCUCAAAGUAAGUAAUAAACUGCUCUCUUGUCGUCCCGUAACGAACACUCCUCGUUUUCAUUGUCAACGCCAUCGAUUCGCCGCGACGAUUAUUGGCCAGCGCGCACUAUCUGUACGUUGUUUGUUACGGUUUUCUCCGUUCUUCUUAUUGCCGUUUUUGAACAGUUUCCGGUAGCGUUAAGGCUUUUAACAGACAUAACCUAUGAACUAAGUGUAACGGUGCAGGUACAACAAAUAAACCCGACAGAUCCGAUCGGUCUACCGGAAUAAAACGUAACGUAUUAACCACGAAUACUCUUGUAAGUUGCGUAUUUUUUUUUAUAUUAAUAGUAAUCGCGUUUAAUUUCAAUUUUCCAAUUUUUUUUUUCCGCUGUCGCGCUAUUGAUUCGUUCAUACGGGUAGGCGGAGUCCGCCGCUUGUUUGUAUUUAAAUUUCAACUGUGCUUUUUUUUUUCUUGUUUUUGUCGUGGCCAGAUAAUGUCUUUUGGGGGGGGGGGGCGAUUUUAGUUUGGUACACCGGCGAUUUUUCUUUCCCGGUGUGUAAUUUUAUUUUUGCAUUACCAUGAGAAAUGUACGACAAAGGCGGGAGAACUUCGAAAAUUCGGUUUUUACAAAAUGUGUAUUCCGGUCGGGCAUGACAAAAACAUCCGUCAUGCUCGCUUUUAAAAUUUGUGCGCGUACACUAUUAUGUUAAUUUUUUCGACGUCGGUUCUUGAAAAAAACUUGGAAACCAAUGGCAAUCUUUAUUAAAGAAACUUCACCGUUAAUAAUAACGAUUGAUUGGUGGUGAUUCGAAGACCGUCUCGUGUUGGUAAAAUUCGGGUUAUGCGUGCGGCCAUUCGCUAUUAUGCUAAACUAAAAAUUGUUGCCUAUUUUAUGUAUAAUUAAAUUUAACUGUAUAUCAAGUUAUGUUAUGGUUAUAAUAUUUUUUUUUUUUUAGAAAAAAUGGAAGAACAAAAUAUAACUUGUCUAUUGAGGAUUUUGACAAAUUGCAUACUAGUUCUAAAAGGUUUUUAUACCCUUUUUUUUUUUUCUAUGCAUUACAUGGGCUUUUAUGCACAGGAAUAAUUUUUGAACGUUUGCAACCAUUUUCAUAUGCUAUGCGUUCCCAAGUGGGGAAGAAAGAAUUUUUUUCAACAAUUUUUUUUUUCUUUUAAAUAACGAAAUGUAUUUUACCUUAAAAUUGUAUAGAUCCUGUUUAUAUAGAAUAAUAACUGUCCCACGUCUAUAUUUUUUAUAUAUGUAUAUAUUAUAGGUUAUUUACUUUCCUUAUUAUGAUGCCAUUAAAAUUAUAAAAACUGAGUAAACACAAUAAGAAUUUAAAUAACCAUUAGUUAUUUCCACUUGUCAGACGAGUAAAUUUUACUAUUUUAUUAUUUCAUUAAUAUUUGAUUCGUGGAUAAUGGAAAAAGCCAGGAAGUUAUUAAUUUAUCAAUGAUGGGUGAAAACAGUUUUAAUUUCUAUUUCAUCUUUAAUAUCUGGUAUUUUAAUGGAGGUGUCUGGGUGUCAUAUUAAUUAAAAUGUAAAUGUAUAAAUUCAGAUAUCAUAUCUUUAGCAUUUACACAAUACUAUUUACUAAAGUAAUUGAAUUGACAUUUAAUUGUGUUUAAGGAAUUAAAAAAAAAUAAUUUUGUUUUUUAUGCAAUGAAUACAUAAUUAUAAUUAGGUACCAAUUGUAUUUUGUUAUUGAAAUAAGCUUAUAUUUUCUUUUGAGCUAUUAAGAUUCUCUGCUUCUGGAGAUAAUGUUUUUUUUAUUGAAUUUUUAAUUUGUAAUGAAUUACAAAAUAUUUGUAGUGAUGAAUUAAAGAAUACAAAUAACAGAAAUGAUAAGGAGGACCUGAAAAAAAAUCAAUAUAAAGAUGAGACCGAAUGCAAUAAACCAUUAAAAGAAGGGUAUGUUCUUUGUAAAUGGAGGGAUAUAUUUGAACAUAUUUUCUGUGAUUUGUUGCAUGAUAACGGUUGUAUGCUUUUUCAUAUUUUUGCUGUAAACAUUGAUUAUUGGUCUCACAUUUAAUGUUUAAUUUGCUUUUUCAAAAGCGCAAAAUAAUAUUUAUUGUUUUUAUAAAAUUGUUAAAUCAAUGUCUAGAAGAAAACGCAACAAUUCUAACAAUGAACCUGAUGCUGAACACAGUGAUAGCAUCUUUAUUUCUAAUGAAAAGAAAAUUGCAAUGGAUCACCAAAAUAAACAUUCCACACACAAAAUUUGUGGUGAAGCAGAAAGCUACUUUAAAAAUAAUAAGUAAUCAAAUAAUUGUAUACAAUUAAAUAUUAAUUAAUACCCAAAAAUACAUUUUUCUUAUUUAACAUUUUAUAAUUAGAAUUGAUAUUAGAUAUUUUUAUACUGUUGUUUAUUUUUAUUGAUUAGUCAAAACAAUUACUAGUUUAUACCGAAAUGUGUUUCAUGACAACGAUUCUAUAUACAAAAUAUUUUUUUGUUUUUUUGCAAAUUUUGAUGUUUUGGGAUUUUGUAAAUUUUUAGAGCAUAUACAUAAAGAUAUACAUUUUUAAGAUAUAUUUAACGUAAUUCUUUUUCUCUUUUAAAAUUCAUCCUUCAUAACCGCUCUUUUCUUCCUUCAUUCCGCAGUUUUAUACUUAUUCUCUCAACUCCAACGUUUCGUCUUAUGUGCGCUGCCAAUCCUUCAUUUAAUCUUAUUAUUAUUUUUUUUUUUUUCAUACUUUAACUAUAAUUUGGGCUAUUGAUAGAAAUUGGUUUAUUGAUUAAAAAAAUAUAUUGCUAUUCAUUAUAAUUAAUUUAGGAAUUAUGAAACAAAUCACAGAAAGAAUAAAAAUAAAAGAGAUGAAAAUAAUGAUAACCGACCAGAACUCCCUGACAAGUAUGUAAAUAUAUUAAAAUCAAAUUGAACAAGUUAGUCAUAUUGUAUUCAUAUUAGAAUGGAUGAAAAAAUUGAAAAUGAAAGUAAUAUGAUCAGCAGAUCAAAGAAGAAGAAAAAUAAAAGUUCUAUUCGACAUCAUAAGGAUAGUUUAAACUGUAGUAAUGAAACUGAAAAUAAUAAUGACACACCAAACAUUUCAUCAUCUACUGAUAAGUAAGCUAAAGUUUUUACUAUUAACUAAAGAAUUUUUAUUGUUAAUUUUACAGUCAGUAGUUGAUAAAACUAUAUUUUUAAUCUUGUACAAUUUAAUGAAAAAUAUUCUUAACAUUCUUGUAUAUAAAUUUAAUAUUAUUUUGUUUAAGUCAAUUAAUACAAAAAUCUGAAUUUAAAUCAAAUGUUAUAGGUGUACUUAUUUUUAUAUUUAUUAAUUAUUAGAUACUUAUAUUAUUAGAAGCAAUUAUUAGUUUUUAUAAUAAAUGGUAGAAUUGUCUUAUCAGCUAUAUUUUAUUCAGAGUUUUAGUGAUUUUUUUAAUAAUAUAUAAUAUAAAAUGUAUAGCUUUUAUUGAAUUUUGUUCAAAUUUAUUUGAUACCAGUUAGAAUUAUCUUGCUAGUAGGUAUUUGAAAGCUAUACAUUUGAUAAUUAUUUUUAUAAAAAAUGUACAAUGAUGCAAAUAAAAAACUAUUGAUUAUACAGACUAAUGUUCCUUGCAUAUUUACCUUUAAAUUAUUGAUAAACAUAUAGCAAUAGAUAUAUAGCAAUUUUAUGUGAAAAACAUUAAAAGUAUUUUUUCAAUUAGACGUAGUAGAUCCAGACAUGGCCAUGACAGACCACAUCAUAAAGAAAGGUCUUGCAGCAGGAGUCGUAAUAGAGAUUCCUCAAAUAACUACUGUAUUUCAAAUAAAACUGAAAAAAGAAACAAAUCAACAAAUGUUAGUAAAAAUACAUACCACGGAGAUUCAAAAUUGUACGUUAGCAAUUAUUAACGUUAAAAUUAAAUUACCAUUGCUUAAGUUUUUAUUUAAAACAUGGAAUCAAUGAUAUUGAUUAUUUGAAUAUUAGGUUUUGGGAUAUUUAAUUUUAAAGUACAAAAUAUAUUUGUAGUAUUGAAUUAUAGAAUAGGAAUAACAGAAAUGAUAAGGUGGAUAUGAAAAUCAAUUGAUAACAAUGAAUGCAAAUAAUCAUUAAAAGGAGGAGAUGUUGUUCUUCAUAAUUUUAUUAUUCAAAUAUAUUUCAAUACUUUUUUGUUGAUAUUUUAGUAUUUGUUAAUGUAUUUUAAUAGUUUUAUUCUAUAUUGUCAAUGUAUAACUUUUAUUAAAUUGUUAAAUUAACAGCUAAUUAAUUAAUAUGUUAAAGUGAUGCCAAUAAUGAAUCUGGUUCUAAACACAAUUAUUUCAAUUCUGACAAAAAGAAGACAUCAUUAGAUCAACAAAAAAAUAAAAAGCGUGUUGAAGAAAUGGAAUCUAACCCAUCUGGCACCACUCAAGAGUAAUUUAUAAUUCUAUAUCUUUAUUAUUAUUAUUAUUCCAAAAACCAUUAAUUUAUUAGUCUAGGAAAAAUGUAAAUUUAAAAAAAAAAUUUUUAAUUUUCUGUAGAUUCAGUGUAAGUAGUCUUAUUUUGAGAUUUAAUUUACUGAUAGAAUGACAAAAAUAUUUGAAAUUCAAUAAGUCAAUUUUUUAUUAAGUACUAGUUAAAUUUGUUGAAAAUUAUAUUAUGCAUUCAUUUAUAAAUAUUUUCGGACUAAAACUUUUAUAUGGCUUUUAUGAUUAUUGUACAUAUCCCAUACAGUUUAUAUCAAUUACUGUUUUUCUUUGUACAUCUUAUUUACUAUAUUUCUUUACGAGUAUUAAACAUUUUAUUAAUAAUUUAAUAUUUUUUAAAUAUUUUAUUAUUUAUACUAUUAUUCUUACACAUAACAUUAUUUAAUUAAUUGAAAUCCAUAACAUUAAACCUUAACCAGUUUGUAAUGGAAAUCUAUAUUAUUAUCUUUUUGAACCAUUAUUUUUAUUUUCCGAUAACAAUUUAUUUUGAUCAUAACUUAUUUUAGUAUUUAUGGUGAUGUUCAGAAAGAAAAUAAUAAGAAGAAAAAAUCAAAAGAAGAGAAAAAUACAAUAUCUGAUCAUGACAGUUUAAACGAUGACAAUAAAACUAAAAAUGAUUAUAAAAAACCAAACUCUGCAUUACCUACUACUGUAAAAAAGUAAGCAAUAUUAGUUAUGAUUAUCUUCUUCUUUGCCUUCAUUUCCACUAUUCGGAGUUGAACAUCUUCAUUCUAAACUUCCUCUUGACUCAAUCUCCCGCUUCACAUACACCAACUGUCCUUUCUCAUAACAUUCUUAAUUGCAUCCAACCAUUUAAAUUGGUUUUCCUCUUCUCUCUUUCCUCCUACAUUUAUUUUUAUUACAAUACCUAACUGAUUCAGAUUUCUCUCUUAUGCAUAUCCAAACCAUCUAUCUAUUUUCUCUUAUACUGUUUUCUAUCGAAGCUAUUCCAAAUCUACCUUUUAUGUAUUCAUCUCUUGGGUUAGAUUUUUAUCUCUGCUACAUACAUUCAUUCUGUUAAUAUAAACUAUAAUUUUCUUCCUUGAUUAUUUUAGUAAUUCUAAUAGUAUACCAACAUGAUUUAUGUAAUUUAAUUUUUUACCAAUAUAUUAUUCUAAUAACUUUGUUUCUAAUUAUAAUUAAUUUUUAGGAGUUACGGAAGAGAUCAGACCUGGAGUAAAAAUAACGUAAAUGAAUUUUCUGACAAGUAUGUAAAAAUUAAAAAUGUUCAAAUAUAUUUAUUGUUUCAAUAUUUUUUGAAUUUACAUAGUAUUAUUUCAUUUAGAUACUGCGAUAAAUCCAAACGAGACAAUAAAAAUACCAAUAGUAAAUUAAAGUAUCAUCAAUUGAACAUUAAUGAUCGAGAUUUGAAAAAUAAUAAGUAUACUGGAGAUGCAGAAUGGUAUGUUACCAAUUAUGUAAAAAGACAGACAUACUUUGCACAAUGGGUAGGCUACUGUUGUAUGAGAGAAAUUGGGAAAGUAGGAUAUAGAGGAAAAUUUAAUUUAUAUCAGUACGCAACGAUAAACCAUUGCUAACAAAAUACGAUUUGGAAAGAAGUUUUUUUUUUUAUAAAUAUAUGUAUGCUAAUACAUUCCAUGCUACGCUUUGAAUCUAAAAAUAUUUUCUAUAUACCAAUUACUUAAUUUUUUAAUCCUUAUAAAUAGAGGAAAAAAACAUGUUUUCAAAAUUUAUCAUAACUAUAACUAGGGCAGAAACAGUAAAAUAGAAAACUGUUUUUAAAAACCGAAAUUAAUUUGAAUAGUAAUCUAAACCGUACCUUUUUUUUUUUUUUUAUAUAGUGGUUAACUGAUUUUUUUUGAAAGAAAAUUAUAUAUUCAUGUUUAUUUGUCUCUUGUUAUGAUUAAAAGUAAAUAGCAAUAAACAUAUAGAUUUUACAAAAUAAUAUGUAAAAAAUAAUAAGGUAUUUUUUUUUCCAAUUUUAAAUAUUUCAACAUGUUUUUUAAUUGUAAUUGUUAAUAUUUAAUAUCAAAAAAAAUUUAAUUUGUUUCAUAUUUUAAAUGUUAAUUUAUGGAAAAUUGUUUUAUUAAGUUAUGAUAAUACUGUGUUUUUAAAAAUGCAAUUGAAAUUUUUCAGUACUUUCAAUGAAAUUGAUGAAGACCUUUUCAAUUUACCUGAUGAGUUUUCUCUUGCCCAUUGUGUUGCUGAGGAUUUAAAAAUGGGGGCAGGCAUAGCUGUUGAGUUUAAGUAAGAAAAUCGUAAAUUUGUUAAAUUUCUAACUAAAUAAUAUAUUUAACUUUCUAGACGCAUUUAUGGUGGUGUUGGUAAACUAUUUGAUCAGAAUUUAAAAGUAGGAGAUGUUGGUAUAAUCAAUCGGCAUAACCGAACUGUGUUUUACUUAAUAACAAAAAAAAAAAGUAGUGGUAAACCAACAAUGAUGUCAUUGAGAAGAGCUCUUCUUACACUUCUCGACAAAAUGAAAGAACUUAAUUUAACUAAGUUGGGAAUACCACAAAUUGGUUGUGGAUUAGACAAUCUCGAUUGGUCCAACGUUUCAUUACUUAUUAAGGAAAUAUUUUCUGGGUCUAACAUACAAAUAACUGUAUGUGUACCUUCUUCAAAAGUAAGUAUUAUACAUUUAGUAUUACCAAAUAUUUUUUUCCUAUUCUAUUACAAUAUUAAUUUUUCAGAUAGAAAGUAAAAAAUCGUGGCCAUUAAAAGUAUAUGUAACACCAAUCAAUUUGUGGGACAUGAUAGCUGAAACUGUUUUUAUUAUAUUUAUUGACUUAGGGGAUAUACAUCAAAAUAAUUGGACAAACAAUGUUGUGGAAGAAAUUAACAAAAAAUAUCCAUUUAAAGAAAAGUAAAUUUUUAAAUUAAAUUUUGCCUUUAUUUUUAUAUGUUGCUUUUAUUAAUUAUGUAUAAAGUGUCAAAUAAACUUACCGUAUAAAAUAGAAAAUUUAAUAUGGACUUGUAAAAAUAUACAAAUUAUUGAAAUCUACAACAUCAUAGAUUAUAUUCUGAUCUGUGGUAACAUGCUAAACUCCCAGAUAAAUAGUUUGAUAUUAAUUACACACUGUCAGAUAAUAAACUUUUAUUUUUAUUUUUUUUUUUUUUAGAAAAACAAUUUGGUGGGGAUUGAGAUUUUUAGUUUAAAACCAUAGAAAUAUCUUUGGUGGAAAAUAUGAUUUUAUUGUGUAACAACUAAUAUUUUUAAUAUUAAAUUUUAUUUGUUUGUAGUUUACUGAAAGAUAUCAAAAAUAGAAAAUUAAAUCCUGGUAACAUAACUGAGUACCAUGUCAAUAAUGAAGUUAUAUUUUGUGUUUUUACCAAUCAAAAUGAAUAUUUUACUUCUAUAGAAGAAGCAUUUUUAAAAAUAAACAAUAAAAAGAAGUUAAAAUAUAUAUAUUCAGCUAUUCAAAGUGGUCCAAUGGAAGAUUAUGUAGAACGGAUUGUGUUGAUUUAUCGCUCAACAGUAAAAAAUUCUGAAUUAUGGUUAUGUGGUCAUCCAGGACAAGGAAAUCAGCUGACCUAUGAAAAAUAUUGUAAUGGCUUACAUAAGUUGGAUAUAACCGACUAAAUCAAAUAAUUUUAGAGUAAUAAUUCAUUAUAUAUUAAAGAAAAAAUUAUUAAACUCAAAAAUAAAUGUCCAUGAACUAAAGAAAUAUAUUUAAUACCUAAGUAUCUAAAGUAUAUUAAAUUUGUUUGAAUAAUAUAUAUUUAAUUCAGAAAAAAACUAUCUAUUCAAAUCCUGUUAAUGUUACAUUUUAUAAGUUUUUAGUUGUUUUUAGACUCAAAGUCUGUCUAUUUCUUUUGUCUUCCUUAUAGUAAAUUUAUACUGGUUUCAUUUUAAAUCAUGUUUCAAAUUCCAGUUGUACAAAUUAUUUGAUAAUAUUAGUUUAAUUAAUUAAAAAUGGAACAAGAAACUUAAGUAAUUGUUAAACAUUUAACUCUUAUUUCUACUUAAAACUCUGAAUAAUAAAUAACUGUUUUAUUUUAAUUGAAUUUCAGUAAUAAAAAAUAGAAACCGUACAUUUAGAUGUGCCUUUUUUAAAAGUUUAGUUUUAAAAUUUUAUUUCAAUUAUGUAAUUUGUACUUACAUUUAAUUAUCUGAUACCGAAUCAAACAAUUGGGUUAUUGUGAAUUAUGUUAAGUUUUCUUAUUAUUUUGUAAGUAUAUUUUAAAUUUUAAAGUAUCAGCUAUUAUACUAUUAUAUCAAAAUGUAUAGUUGAUCAUACUAUUAAUUAAUUAUCUUAUAAGUUCUGUAUAUCAUUAAGUAAUCUGUAUAAUUUAUGUCAAUAAAAUUGUUGGGUUAUAAUUUGUUACUUUGUUUAUUUGCCAUUUUAUUUUCAACUUGCUAUCUCGCAGGGCUUGGUGCAUAUACAUUAUUGAACGAUACAAAUUACGUGUUACAUAUCUCUGUGUUUUUCCAUAGCUCCUUGUUUCUAUCCCUACCCCUACCCCUAUCGCAGUGAAACUAACUUAGUAAUUUAUAUAAACUAAUAAUUUUUUUAUGUUCGGAGCAUAGCAAUGGAUCUAUUGGCUUUAUUAUAGUGUACAUUUUUUUUUCUAUAUGUAAACAACUUUUCUACUAGAAAUCUUGCUCUGUUGUAUAGAAUGUAGUACCUUUUCCGAAAAGAAAUUUUGUUUAGUUGGUUUAUUAAUGAGGUAAUUGUAAUUUUUUGAUUUUCCAAGGGGUUUUGAAAAUGGGUAAAACCCGAAAAGAUAAUUUAUAGAUAAAACAGCCAAUGUUAACGGCGCCGAAGCGUUACCAAUUCCAUUGUUUUUAAAUUUUACAAACGGUUUUCUGUCAUGUUACCACCUACCCUUGAAAAAUUACAAGAGAUCGAUUUCGUUGAACUUAAUGUCUAACCACAGAGAAAGUAAUUUUCAGUUCGUUGUAUUUUCUAGAAAACUGGUGUGAAAACUAUUUAGUUUCAAUAGAACGGCAUAUUACGUUAUAAGGAAUUAAAUUGCUUUUACUAAGAAACUAUUGAUCGG
This is a messenger RNA of Cinara cedri, 13934 nucleotides long. The record is from the annotation of a GenBank genome assembly. Lineage: Eukaryota; Metazoa; Arthropoda; Insecta; Hemiptera; Aphididae.